CUCUUAUCCAUACAACUCAUUCAAAGGCAUAGAUAGAGGGGAUAGCCAUUGAAAUGGGUGUCAGUCUAUUGAUAAAGACUAGGAACUGGUAUGUUUAGGAACUCCUAUUACUAUGCAUUCAGUGCUCGCUGUGUAUUAGCUCAAGGGUAGCGAAAACUUCAUGUUUGAGUCUCUCAUUUCAUUUCGCACUACAUUUUCGUAUCACACAAAUCAUAUGAAACUAUUUGAAUAAAAAAUUUCAAUCAAAUUAAUACAUUAAACAGUAUUCCGAGUGUUUGUUUCCAAUCAAACGCCAAUUACUACACAAAUGUAUUGGAAAUGAGUGUCGAGUGACAGGAAACUAUUGAUACGAUUACUGGUGCAUAUGUAUUGAAUAUAUUGUGUAUAACACACCAAUUAAUUUGAUAUCAGUGUCACGAGUAUUAUAAUAUUAAUAAAACAUACAUUCAAUCCGUUUAUAAAUAUUUAAAACAUUCAUUAAGAGCUCAUUAAAUCGCAAAAUGUAUCCAAAAAGGACUGACUCUCAAGAGUUGAAAAAAGAGAUAAAAUUCAACGAAUCGGUGGACAAACAGAUGAAGCAAAUCAAGGACUUCGGCGUUGCCUUCAAGAAGACCGCCAGCGAUAGUGUGGGCGCUCUGCACCUGAUCCCCAUCCACACCAUCACCACCCGUACCCGUCAGUGCGUCGACUACAAGAAGUUGGGGCUAUUUCUGUUGGCAUUCGUGGUCGGAGCCGUACUACUGGUGCUCCUACUGUCGUCCCAACACCGACGGCCUAACCCUCCGGACAGCGACAUAUCCACUGAGCACUGGAACGCCAUUCACUCCGAGUCUAAGGAGUCGCCUAUCGUUAUGGGACUCGUCGAGGAGACCACGACUACCACCACAACCACUACACCCACACCCGAGAGCACAACCAGACGCGAGUUAGACCACAUACUGGCCUCCAUAACCGUAAUCAACGCUACCGUUCCCCAAAUGGAUCGCACGAUAUUCUCCAAGAGGGCCGACGCCUACGUCGACCUAUACGUUAUAGACGGC
This is a messenger RNA of Oppiella nova, 1040 nucleotides long. The record is from the annotation of a GenBank genome assembly. Lineage: Eukaryota; Metazoa; Arthropoda; Arachnida; Sarcoptiformes; Oppiidae.